GUCCCCUGAUUGAAGAGUAUUAACGAUCUUGAUGCAAAACAUAAAAAUGGCGACGAAAGGUGCGAGUGAAAACGUGGAGUUAGGUUUUUUGGAGGAAACACAUCCAGACUUACUACGAAGCCACUAUUUCCCAAGUAAAGUGGGUGGUAAACCUUCCUGGCUGUCUCUUACGCAGCUUCCUGUAGAAGUAAACUGUAAAGUAUGUGGUAAAUCUGCCAUUUUCCUUUUGCAAGUCUAUUCCCCUGAUGAAAAAGUGUCGUCUGCUUUUCAUCGAACCAUUUUUGUUUUCGUAUGUCGGAAUCCUGGCUGUUCAAUCAGAAAUUCUAAUAUUAAUUUUAUGGUGUUCCGAAGUCAACUGCCUCGUCAAAAUGACUUUUAUAGCCCAGACCCUCCAAACGAGAAUGUAAAGACCGAUGGCCCUGUUCCCGAUGCAGCUCUCUGUCGUGUUUGUGGAGCCCUAGGACCUAAACAGUGUGCAAAAUGUCAUUUAGCUUCGUACUGUAGCAAAGAUCACCAGGUCAUCGAUUGGAAGAAUGGACACAAGGCUAUGUGUUUGGCCAAUGAUAAAACGGGAAAAACAGAUGUGAAAGGUGUGCUCUUCCCAGAACUAGAACUUAUCACAGAAUCUGAGGAAUUUGAUGAUGUCAACUCUGACGAUGAAUCUGAUACAAAAGGAGAAAAUGAAAAGUGGCAAGAAUACCAAGACUUCCUCAAAUCAGACAAAGCAGGCAGUCUAAUACCAGAUACUGCCGCAAAAAGUGAACUGGAGAAAAUGGCCACAGCAGAAAAUAUGGAUGACAAGAUUUUCAGAAAAUUCAAGGAACGGAUAAAGACAAAUCCUGAGCAAGUUUUAAGGUACCAUAAAGGAGGCCAGCCAUUAUGGGUGUCGAUGAAUCACAUCCCCAGUGAAACAGAUAUCCCAGCAUGCUCUUGUGGAGCCAAACGGCAAUUUGAAUUUCAAGUGAUGCCACAGAUGUUGAGCCAUCUUCAGGUUGACCAGCUCGGGGACAGUCUGGACUGGGGAACCCUGUGUAUUUAUACUUGUAGUAACAGCUGUCAGAUAGGAAACUCCUAUCAACCAGAGUUCAUCUGGAAACAGGACUAUGCUGCAGAGGAGCAGUAACUUCAUGCUAUGUCUGUGAAAUGAAUAUGUCCUGUUUAUCAAAGCGUUGUUAUUAAAGUUUGACCGCCAGAUGUGUGUUGAACAGUAAUUGAUAAGAUUUAUGAAUAAAAGAAUCUUACACUCCUA
This is a messenger RNA of Pecten maximus, 1249 nucleotides long. Its product is annotated as programmed cell death protein 2-like. Gene Ontology annotation, cellular component: cytoplasm; nucleus. The record is from RefSeq and is a predicted model, not a curated record. Lineage: Eukaryota; Metazoa; Mollusca; Bivalvia; Pectinida; Pectinidae. The transcript is spliced from 4 exons. The coding region runs from base 32 to 1123 and encodes 363 amino acids.